This is a messenger RNA of Drosophila persimilis, 1963 nucleotides long. RefSeq names its product caspase-8. Gene Ontology annotation, biological process: proteolysis. Bases 104 to 1639 code for a protein of 511 amino acids. The record is from RefSeq and is a predicted model, not a curated record. The transcript is spliced from 5 exons. Lineage: Eukaryota; Metazoa; Arthropoda; Insecta; Diptera; Drosophilidae. Gene Ontology annotation, molecular function: cysteine-type endopeptidase activity.
CAGCUGUUUUCUGUGAUGGUGCUAUUGCGUGAGUGGGUCGAUUAACAAAACAGUGUGUUACUUUUCGCUAUUUCGUGUUUUCUGUACUUCUCCACCAAACACCAUGAGCGGCCACAAUAUCUUGACGCAAUUGGAGAGUAUCGAUGUCCUCGAUCUGCCUUAUGUGGAGCGCGAUCUGAACUCUGCUCAACUGGUGAGCCUGUCCUUCCUGCUGUAUGGCGACGAGCAUUCCACUGCCACGUAUAUUUUGCAAAAGCUCCUGGUGUUGACCCGCGCCGCUGCCUCCGACUGGCCGCCCACCGACAUCUUGAGCCAGUAUGCCAAAUCCAAGCCCCAAACCUGGCGCAAAUAUCUCGUGGAGGCUCUGUGUAUCAUCGGGGCGCGGCAGGUGCUGCGCAAACUCGGACUCUGCUGGCAGGAGCUGCGCAUGCACUACCUACCCCACGUUGGCAGCAUCCGUGUGCAUAUCCAUCCGCUGUUAAAGAGCCUGUACACGAUCUGUGAGGAGUUGUCGCUGGCUCAGAGGGGUCGAAUGGUGCUUGAUAUCAAGGAGAAGAACAGCGUCGGGGAUCCGCUGCGCUUCUAUGACCCUGAAUAUCUGGAGAUCUUUUUACUUGACUGGCUGACGCGACGUCUGAUACGGCUGGGCGACAUCAAUGCCAACGGCAGUGAUGUUCAGCUGCUAAUCGAAUACUUCAAGUUCAACGAUCUGCAUGCCCAGGCCACGCUGCUCGUCGAUACGGUCAACGCUUAUGCCACCUCCAGCUGCUCCCCUGCAACACCGAAUGUGCUGCUUCCAAUGGACGGCAAUGGCAUUGCCAACGAAAGCUCCACCCCUACGGCGGCUGCGUCCCGGCCCCGGGCCAAGAAUGCACUUCAGCUGAGUCGCGAGAAUGCUGGCAUUGCGCUGAUAAUCAACCAGCAGAAGUUUUACCGGGAUGGCAGCGAUGAUCACAAGGUCUACUUGCCGCCAAUUGAGUUGCCGCCACGCAAUGGCACCGAUAUGGACAAGCAGCGGCUAACUAAUGUCUUCUCCAAGCUUGGCUACAGGGUUGAGGCCCACGAUAAUCUCGACCAUCUGUCAAUGCUCCAUCAUAUACGGCAGGCCUGUCAGCGGUCCCUGCUGCACGAGUCUCUGGUGUUGUGUAUUCUGUCGCACGGCUUUGAGGAUGCUGUCUAUGGCUCUAAUAGCGUUGCUUUGCGCAUAUCGGAUAUCGAGAAUGUACUCUGUAGCUAUAAAAAUCUGUACGAAAAACCAAAGCUUGUCGUCAUCCAGGCGUGUCAGCAGGAGGACAAGGAAAACAAUUCCCUGCCGUACAAGAUCGAUGCCAGCACAAAGUCACCCUUCCAGUACUUGAAUAUGCUGCGAGCCAUGUCCACUGUGCCCGGUUUUCCAGCGCUGCGACACACCCAGACAGGCAGCUGGUUUAUUCAAUGUCUGUGCGAUGCCAUUGUCGAGCAUUCGAAUAGCGAUCAUAUUGCUGACAUUCUGACGAUUGUCAUCAAUAAUGUGGCCAACAAACGGGGCAACAAAAACGAGACCAUGGUACCCUGGACCGGCGGCGCGCUACGACAGCACGUUUACUUUCCGCGCACCAGCGCCACUGACAAGGUGGUUCCAGAUAGCCCCGGUCGGUAGAUCCCUCUUCAUUAAUUUUUUUAAAAUGUAUUUUUUGUAUUUGAACCUAUUUUUAAGCUAGGGGCGGCCCAACGUGCCGCCAUAAAAUAAGCAAAACGUUAACCAUUGCCCGUGACGGUAAAAAGAUUAUGGGGAGUGCGUCCAUAAAUGAAUUUGACAUAGAAACGUCCGUCCCUCAGGUUGUAUGUCCUAUAGCAAAGAAAUGUUACACACGAAUGGGCAGAUAAUUUUGUUUUUAUGUAUUAAGAUAACCCGGCACAAUUUUCGCAGCUUUUAUACAAAUGCCUUCCAUUUAAUGAAUGUUUCGAUGUACUGCCAUAUAGU